UGACUGCAAUCGUAUAUCGCAUCCAGAAAUGGUUCAUAAGCUCGCUCUUUUCUAUGGAUGCAUCGUAUCGGCGUCAUGCAUGGUUCUACAUCCGGUCCAGGUUCCGCUACUCCUGAGUCCACUACCGGAACCGAAUUACAGCUUCUCCUACGAUGUAAACGAUGUCCAGACCGGGGACGUGAAGAGCCAGCACGAGAGCAGACGAGGGGACAUCGUCAUAGGCCAAUAUUCCCUAGUCCAGCCGGAUGGAGUCCGACGGACGGUGGACUACUCUGCUAACGAUCACACGGGCUUCCUCGCAACCGUCAACAACCAGGGCAUCGCUAUCCUCGCCCUCUUCGCCUUCGUGGCGGUAAACGCUGGUGACUUCUCCAGCUUCUCGUACGGCGUGGCCGACCCCUACACCGGUGACUUCAAGAGCCAGGUGGAGAGCCGCGCCGGAAACAACGUGCAGGGCCAGUACUCGCUUCUGGAGUCGGACGGCACCCGCCGCACCGUGGACUACGCCGCUGGCGCAGAGGGCUUCAACGCCGUGGUGCGCAAGGACCCCACCGUCGUCGCCGCCGCCCCCGUCGCCGUCGCCGCCCCCGCCAUCGCCGCCGCUCCCGCUCUCGCCUACGCUUCCCCCUACGGUUUCGCCAGAUUCGGGGCCUACGGCUACCCCUAUGGUUACGCUAGAUUCGGUGCCUACGGAUACCCCUACACCAAACGUAUCCAAAUGGCAGCUAAGUUCUUCGUCCUCGCUGCUCUGGUGGCGGUCGCCCGCGGUAGCGCUCUCCAUGGAGCCGACUACACCAGCUUCUCCUACGGAGUAGCGGACCCCCACACCGGCGACGUCAAGAGCCAGCACGAGACCCGCGUCGGCGACAACGUGGUCGGCCAGUACUCCCUGCUGGAGUCUGACGGCACACGCCGCACCGUGGACUACGCCGCCGAUGCUCACUCCGGCUUCAACGCAAUCGUUCGCAAGGAUCCAGCGAUCAUCGGCCACGUCGCUCACGCUGCCCCGAUUGCCCACGCCGCCCCCGUCCUCGCCGCCCCCAUCGCCCACGCCGCUCCCAUCGCCCUCGCCGCCCCCGCCGUCGUCGCCGGCCCGUCUGUCUCCUACUCAGCUCACUCCGAGUCCGUAGCCCACGGUGGUCUCGCCGCUCCCCUCGCUCUCGGCCAUGGCCUCGCUCUGGGCCACGCCGGUCUCGGCUAUGGUCACGCUGGUCUCGGCUAUGGCCACGCCGGUCUCGGUUUGGGCCACGCCGGUCUCGGCUUGGGACACGCAGGCCUCGGACUGGGUUUGGCUCAUGGCGCGCACUGGUAAUUUUGUAAUAUAGGACGUAAUUUAUAAUACUAAUAAUUGUAACAUAAUGCUGCCGAUGGUUUUGAAUGUUGUAUGAACUGUGAUGAAAUACAUACCAAUGUAAUUA
Molecule: messenger RNA, 1418 nt
Organism: Aricia agestis (brown argus)
Lineage: Eukaryota; Metazoa; Arthropoda; Insecta; Lepidoptera; Lycaenidae
Exons: 5
Coding region: 29-1312 (427 amino acids)
Cellular component (GO): extracellular matrix
Source: RefSeq, a predicted model, not a curated record